AUAACUUCAAAAUUAAGAUGUAAUUAAAGUGCUAUUAUGAGUGAUCACUUUCCUUUUAUGAUUUUUGUCUGCUAAUAAAAAACAGUUCCCCCUUAACGUGUUGUCCCUAGGAUAGAAUACACUGACACUAGGGAAGACUUUCAACAGUUUCCUCGAAAGUUAUGUCAGAUUUAUUACUAAACCACACGCUGUAAGCCACAAAAUAUUCAUAUAUUUUUUGCUUGAGGUGUUGUGGCUUUGCUAAAUAAGCGCAGUCUGUAGCCAUAAACUAGCCCCGCUUUUUGUCUGUUUUUGGAGCCGAGUUAAGCGUCUCUCCCAGUGUACAGAAAUAUACGCGCUCCAGGUAAGAGUUCAACAACAUGUCCGAAUCUUCUGACACCCGCACGAAAACGUUAAAUUUCAACGUCGGCGUGCUCGGACAUGUCGACAGCGGGAAGACGUCGCUCGCCAGGGCGCUGAGCAGCACUGCGUCCACAGCCGCCUUCGACAAGAACCCGCAGUCCCGCGAGAGAGGCAUCACUCUGGACCUCGGCUUCUCCUCCUUCACUGUGGAUCUUCCCGAUCACCUGCGGGACAGCGUGGGAAAGCAGCCAUAUGACAGCCUCCAGUUUACCCUGGUGGAUUGUCCGGGGCACGCUUCUCUCAUUCGGACUAUCAUCGGAGGUGCCCAAAUCAUCGACCUGAUGAUGCUGGUGGUGGAUGUGGUGAAAGGGGUGCAGACUCAGACUGCAGAGUGUCUGCUGAUAGGAGAGCUCACCUGCCCUCGCAUGGUUGUUGUCCUGAAUAAGAUUGACCUACUGCCACCCAACAAGAGACAAAGUGCCAUUGAGAAAAUGACCAAGAGACUCCACAAAACACUGGAAAACACCAGAUUUAAGGAUUGUCCUGUGAUUGCCGUAGCAGCAAAGCCAGGAGGUCCGGAGGCUCCUGACACAGAGGAGCCACAGGGAGUGCCACAGUUAAUAGAGCUUUUAAAGAAACAGACAUACCUACCCAAGAGAGACCCUGGAGGUGACCUCCUAAUGGCUGUGGAUCAUUGUUUCUCUAUCCGUGGUCAAGGAACAGUCAUGACUGGGACCAUCCUGCAGGGGUCGCUGGCCAUUAAUGACACUGUAGAAAUCCCAGCGCUAAAGGUGACCAAGAAGAUAAAGUCGGUGCAGAUGUUUCGGAAGCCUGUGUCUGGGGCCAUGCAGGGGGAUCGGGUGGGUGUGUGCGUAACACAGUUUGACCCUAAACUGUUGGAGCGUGGUGUGGUGUGCACCCCAGAAUCCUUGCGCACGCUCUUUGCAGCUGUCAUCUCUGUAAGGAAGAUAGGCUACUUCAAGGGCUCUCUGUCCACCCGUGCCAAGUUCCACAUCACAGUGGGUCACGAGACAGUCAUGGCAAAGGUGACCUUCUUUGGGCUGCCACCUGCGGGUGCCUCAGAGCCCCCUCCAGACUCUAAACCGCCUCCAUCAGAGCCCUGCUCACUGGAAACCCCGUUCACCUUUGACAGGGAGUACUUCUACCAGGAUGAAUAUGUAACUGGUCAGGGAGAGGGGAGUUCGGGGCCUGACCCAGAGCAGUGGGCUCUACUGGAGUUUGAACGGCCAGUCACGUGCCCUUCUCUCUGUCUAGUAAUUGGGUCAAAGCUAGAUACAGACAUCCACGCCAAUGCAUGCCGGCUGGCUUUCCAGGGCCGUCUGCUGCAGGGGUUUGAAGAUAAAAACUACGCUGAGACCGAUCUACCUCGUCUGCGCAUUUACAAAACCAAGCACAAGGAGGGACAGGUGGAGAGGGUAACCGAUGAUUACACUGUGAUUGGCCGCAGCCUGUUCAAGAAGGAGACCAACCUCCAGCUCUUUGUGGGGUUAAAGGUCACCUUGUCCACAGGAGAAACUGGUGUCAUUGAGGGUGGGUUUGGGCAGAGCGGGAAGUUCAAGAUUCGCAUACAAGAGGGUCUUCGACCAGAAACCAAGCAGCUUUUUUCCUCCACCUCUAAGAAGAAAGGGAAGAGUGUGAGCAAAGGUGGAACUGCAAAUGAAGAGGAGCCCAGAACAGAUUUUCAGCCUGUUAGCAUUCACUUGCAUUUCAAGCGAUAUGUCUUUGAUCCACAUAAAAAGAUGGUUCAGUCUUGACCUCUGCUGCACACGCCAUGUUGCAACACCAGUGACAGAGAGUAAGAUAGAAGUUGUUUGAGAAGUCUUGGCACAAAGAGAGGUGACUACUAGGCUGUGUUAACUCUCAUUGCCUUUCAUUUUUUUCUGGAGAUGGAGACAGUCUGCUGAAAUGCAAUGAUUGUGGAAUGCUAAACGCAUGCGAAGCAGUGAUUGUUUUAUCUCAGUUUAACGAGCUGGAUCUAAUCCUGUUUGCUCCAUCAGAAGGGUGAAAGCUGCUCAACAGAUUUCAAUACGUUUGAUUUAUCUUUGAAAAAAAAAUCAAGGCUUUUGUUCUUCUUUAUUGAUAAAAUCAGAAUUGAAUCAAUCAUUCUGACUAGAAACUAACUUUUCUCUUUGUUGUGUAUGUGUGUGUGUGUUUUGUUUUUUAUUUUAAAUUUAAUCUGAGAACUUGUUGGCAUAAAGACUUUGGCACUGUAGAAAUACUAAACUCACGUUCACUCACAUCUCUGUGCUCAGUGGGUUUGGCUGCAUCUUUAACUAAUCGGUGAUCAGUGGCAGUUUGUAUGAUAUUUGAUUUCUGUUCAUUGAUGAUCUCAGAGAAAUAAAACAAAACUCCUGUUAA
Molecule: messenger RNA, 2721 nt
Organism: Oreochromis aureus
Lineage: Eukaryota; Metazoa; Chordata; Actinopteri; Cichliformes; Cichlidae
Gene: eefsec
Product: eukaryotic elongation factor, selenocysteine-tRNA-specific
Exons: 7
Coding region: 360-2117 (585 amino acids)
Biological process (GO): selenocysteine incorporation
Molecular function (GO): GTP binding; translation elongation factor activity; GTPase activity
Source: RefSeq, a predicted model, not a curated record